AUGCACUGCUUUUAUGCCAGACACACAGGGAGGGUACCUCACAGAGUACCAGGGUACCUCACAGAGAGCCAGGGUACCUCACAGGGUACCAGGGUACCUCACAGAGUACCAAGGUACCUCACCGAGUGCCAGGGUACCUCACAGAGAGCCAGGGUACCUCACAGGGAGCCAGGGUACCUCACAGGGUACCAGGGUACCUCACAGAGUACCAGGGUACCUCACAGAGAGCCAGGGUACCUCACCGAGUGCCAGGAUACCUCACAGAGAGCCAGGGUACCUCACAGGGUACCAGGGUACCUCACAGAGUACCAGGGUACCUCACAGAGAGCCAGGGUACCUCACAGGGAGCCAGGGUACCUCACAGAGAGCCAGGGUACCUCACAGGGUACCAGGAUACCUCACAGAGAGCCAGGGUACCUCACAGGGUACCAGGGUACCUCACAGAGAGCCAGGGUACCUCACAGAGUACCAGGGUACCUCACAGGGAGCCAGGGUACCUCACUGAGUACCAGGGUACCUCACAGGGUACCAGGGUACCUCACAGGGAGCCAGGGUACCUCACAGAGUACCAGGGUACCUCACAGAGAGCCAGGGUACCUCACAGGGUACCAGGGUACCUCACAGAGUACCAGGGUACCUCACAGGGAGCCAGGGUACCUCACUGAGUACCAGGGUACCUCACAGGGUACCAGGGUACCUCACAGGGAGCCAGGGUACCUCACUGAGUACCAGGGUACCUCACAGGGAGCCAGGGUACCUCACAGGGAGCCAGGGUACCUCACAGGGUACCAGGGUACCUCACAGGGAGCCAGGGUAGCUCACAGGGAGCCAGGGUAG
Molecule: messenger RNA, 837 nt
Organism: Coregonus sp. 'balchen'
Lineage: Eukaryota; Metazoa; Chordata; Actinopteri; Salmoniformes; Salmonidae
Source: the annotation of a GenBank genome assembly